This is a messenger RNA of Prorocentrum cordatum, 3945 nucleotides long. The record is from the annotation of a GenBank genome assembly. NCBI's taxonomy places the organism in Eukaryota, Dinophyceae, Prorocentrales, Prorocentraceae.
AUGGUGGUUUGUGGCAUCUGUGAUGAGUCGGGCCCGAAGGAGGAACUCAGCCACGAGUACAAGGGGAUGAUGCUGCACCAAGUAUGCUGGAACGGGCUGCGGGCGCACAACAACUGCAUCAAGACUGCGCCUGCGCACGUCAAGGCCCAGGUCUUUGAGGAGUUCCAGAGCGACCGCCCUGCUUGGAAGAAACGCAUGAUGGCAUGGAAGGACCCGAGCAAGCAAUCACGGGAGGUCGCUCGCAAUGACGUGGUGAAGAGUUUCAAGGCAGGUGUCGAGCAUUCGACACACCAGAGCAACCUGAGCCUUGACGAUGACAUGGUCGUCAGCCUUAUCGAGUUCCAGAGUUGGAAAGGGUUUUGGCAUCGCACGACGGACGAGCAGUCUAAGAUGGAAUUCGAGCGCUUGCACCAGUCCCAGCAGGGGCAACACGACCUCAAGGACGCCAAGGGCGCCGUCAUCGAGCGGAAGAUCGCGUACAAGGACAUCGGCAGGUUCCGCAAGGAGCGGGGCGCCACCGAGAAGUCGUUCACCAAGGAGACCUCGGAGGUGUCUGAGUUCGAGUACCAGCAGAAGCGCAGGCGUUUCUCUGUCAAAUCUGCUCCCGCUGGCCCUGGGCCCAGCUCCUUGGCAUCGGCAGCGCCCCCCCUUGAGUCAUCUACGCGGGUGUAUUCGUCGGAGCACUGGGUUGUUGGCGGGGAUUCGGCGCCGACGCGUUCCGCAGGGACUUUGAGCGCUGAGACUCUGGCUCAGAACUUGGCGAGUUCUCCCAAGGACGGCAACGACGUUGGGGCACAGGGGCGGGCGUCGGACCACGGGAAGCAGUCAUCAGCAGGAGGCGGUUCGAAGCCCAAGUUGUUCAACGCGAAGCUGGGGAUCAGCAUCGACGACCAGACCAGAGAGCGCACCAUCCCCUCGGGCCCAGAGGUAGAGGCCAUGGAGCCCAUCAGCUUCAUGGAGGCGAAGCGGCUGUGGGCCGCCAUGGCCGCACACGUCGUGAAAGGGUUUUUGGGCCCCACCAGCGGCUACGUGAAGCAGCUCAACACUGCCAGCCAGGCGGUGGGCAAGGACAAGGAAGGCGAUUUGCACCAGCCCACGUCGGAGUUGGUUGACAAGCUCACGGGCGUGGCAACGGAGCUCGAGACCUAUGUCAGCAAGUGCGGGGAGCAGUGCACCAAGGCGGAGUUCGUCAAGCACGCGGUGGUGAUGGACGCCAAGAUGACCGACCUCGACGGGCAGAGGAAGCACGUGCAGUCGCAGCUCAGCGGGCUCAAGUACUUUCAGGAGAAGUUCGGCCACAACAAAUCGAUCGCGUACAUGGGCCACUACAACAGGCGCGUCAAGACCACCAAGCGUUUGCAGAAGGGGGGCUUUGGAAAGGAAUACGCCGACGCCAUGAGUCGGGCUCUGUACGCAGCGACUGGCGACGAACAGCGAGCUUCUCUGACCGAGGCUGGAAAAGGCUCGUCCAAAGGCAAGACUAGAAAGGUGCUUCCCUUCCGAGGUGACGUCGAGGUGGACUUGGAGUUCAACGGCGACAAGGUCGCCAUGUGGAAGGACCCUGAGACAGCGACGCUCGGGGUGAUCAAGGACUUCAUCGAUAAGAACAAUGAGGCGAUCACGAGCAAGCUCAAAGUCCACCAGGAGCAGUUUGAUGAGAACGGCGCCAAGUGGAUCGGCUGUUGCGGGCGCCUGGGCUCCAGCGUCACGAAGGUGGACUUCGGCCAGGUGGGCUCGGAGGUCUACGACCUCCUCGAGGGGGGGCUGGCGCCGUGGGUCUGCACGGUGAAGCCAGACAGCCCCCGCGUGGGGCCGUCAGCGGUCCCCCUUUCGGGCUACGAGUGCGUGCUGGUGCCAUUGACGCCCAACAUGGCGUACUUCGUUCACCCCGUGGCGGAAGUGGUAGCCCAGGGGGUCUCGCUCAAAGACAUCAUGAAAUUCUUCGAGACAGAGGAAGGGGCCAAGAUCAACCAGGCUAGCUUCAUCCUCCAGCCUGAGGUCGGGCAAGCGGCCCACGUUCCGUGCGGGCACGUCGUGCAGGUGCUCUUCUACCCCGUGGAGGCAGCAGCGACCUCCAGCAAGACCUGCAACCUCGGCCACACGUUGUUCAUCCCCCUGCUGCACGGACCUGGCCUUCUUGGAUGCUCGCCCCAGGCGGCCCUCGACGCGACGAAGCACCACGCCCACAGGGCCGCGAACUGGUCCAAGGACAAGGCCUCCCAGGCCGUCUCCCACGCUGCCGGCUGGGUCGACAACAAGACUGGUAUCGGGGACCACAUCAACGCGGCAAAGCACCAUAUUAACGGGGCAGCCGAGUGGAUCGACAACAAAACCGGCGGUGCUGCUGGGGACUCGCUGGACGCCGCUGGCAGCAUGCUGCACGAGCAUGCGACGCGCGCUGCCAAUUGGACCAAGAAUGCCGCCAAGCAUCAUGGGGCCAAGGCCGUGGACUGGGUGACUGACAACGCCCAGGAUGCGCUGGGCGGCGCGGCGGAUGGCGUCAAGCACCAUGCGAGCAAGGCCAAGGCUUGGGUGGCCGACAAUGCCCCGGAUUCGGUCGGGGACGCGCUCGGUGCCGUCAGGAACCACACCAGCCGGGCCGCCAACUGGGUGGCCGACAUUGCUCCGGAUUCGCUGGGCGGCGCGGUGGAUGGCGUCAAGCACCAUGCGAGCAAGGCCAAGGCUUGGGUGGCCGACAAUGCCCCGGAUUCUGUCGGGGACGCGCUCGGUGCCGUCACGAACCACACCAGCCGGGCCGCGGACUGGGUGGCCGACAUUGCUCCGGAUUCGAUGGGGGACGCGCUCGAUGCCGUCAAGAACCAUUCGAGCCGGGCUGCAGACUGGGCGAGGGGCAAGUCACAGGACGCCCUGGAUGCGGCCAAGCACCACUCUGGCAAUGCAGCCGAUUGGGCGUUGAACACGUCCCAGGAUGCGCUGGGAGGGGCGGUGGACGCGGCCAAGCACCACACGGGCAAGGCCGCGGAGAUGUUGAAGAGCACGUCUCAGGAUGCACUUGGAGGGGCAGUGGACGCGGCCAAGCAUCACACGGGCAAGGCCGCAGAGAUGUUGCAGAACACGUCUCAGGAUGCGCUGGAUGGAGCGGUGGACGCGGCCCAGCAACAUGCGAGCAAGGCUCAGGAUGCGCUGGAUGGGGCCGUUGACGCGGCCAAGGGUCAUGCGGGCAAGGCCGCAGAGGUGUUGCAGAACAAGUCUCAGGAUACGCUGGAUGGCGCGAUGGACGCGGCCGCCACGGCCCAGAAGCAUGCGAGCAAGGCUCAGGAACAUGUUGUCUCAUGCUUCGUGCGCUUGUUUCUAUGACCUGCCUUUCCCCGUCAUUGCCUCACUGUUUGGCACGUAUGGUCGAGUUGCAGCUUGGCGCACGUUGGCACAUGUUGGUCGCAUGCCUCUGCCUGCAGCUGCAGUUGCCCAACACCCCCUAAGACCACCUUUGCAUAUUUUUGCUGGUUGACGCGCGCUCUGCAGCCGUGCUCGCCAUUCGUCGUUGCUCUGGUCCUUGUCGCGCACUCGCGGCUGGUGGUGUAUUUCGAUAGCGAGUUUGCCUGCAAGAUUUCCCGUGGCACUUCUGAGGAAUUCGUGCGCACAUUGAUGCAAAUCGCCAACUGUUCAAUACAUUCUCCAAGCGGUCCAUUCGUUGGUCACGCUCCCUCCGGAGCCGCUACAUGCUUGCGCUCCUGGACUGUAUUGCAGCAGUGAACCCAGCCCCAGUGGUGUAUUUCAAGAGCGAGUUUGCCUGGAAAAGGCGGUGCGCACAUUGAAGCAAAUCCCCACAACCCUACACUUGUUUCUCCAGGCGGUCUAUACCUUUGUCGCGAUCCCUCCGGUGCCACUGCCCGGCUGCGCUCCGGGACGGGAAUGCAACAAUGUACCCAGCCCCCAAAUUGGUACAGCAAGCAGUUCGUAGCAGCAGCAAAGGCGAAGCUCAAC